This is a messenger RNA of Pichia kudriavzevii, 1878 nucleotides long. RefSeq lists its product as uncharacterized. The record is from RefSeq and is a predicted model, not a curated record. The transcript has a single exon. Gene Ontology annotation, molecular function: GTP binding. Lineage: Eukaryota; Fungi; Ascomycota; Pichiomycetes; Pichiales; Pichiaceae. Gene Ontology annotation, cellular component: mitochondrion. The coding region runs from base 1 to 1878 and encodes 625 amino acids.
AUGAUAUCCAAAACUUGUAUUUCCACCAGUUUUAUAGUUAGAUCCAGUCUUUCUAGAUAUUUUGCUUCAUGCUUACGACUUAAUUCAACAAAAGUGACGUCAACUGAAUCCGAGCUCAAGAACUCUGCUUUUAACUAUUUUAAAUAUGACGGACUUGAUAAUAAAGCAAUACCAACACUUCAGUCCGACUUAUUAGAAAAACAAGACGAUUUGAGGGAAGCAUAUGAAGAGUACCAGAAAAUAUUUUCAGGCUUUGAAAAGAAAGAGCUGUUACAUUGUAAAAAUUGUGGUAUAGGCCCGUUACAAAGCCAUGACCCUAGCAAGGAUACAUAUUUCAAGAAGAAAAACUUGGAUUUAACAUUGAAGAAAAGUGAAGAUUAUGGGCUGCCUGUUAAAAACCAAAGCGAGUUAAUUGAUCUUUUGGAAAUCGACACUGAAGGUUUAGAAUUUGAAAAUGCAUCCAAAAUUGAAUUUGAUAGAAAAGUCAAACAAAUGAGAGAAUUUUGUAAUUAUCAGGUUGAAUGUGAGAGAUGUGCAAAGCUGUUACACCAUGGUAUAUUAGAUAUAAAUGGGUAUAAGAUUGAGAAAAUUAUGGAAAAAAUACCAAAAGAUGCAACUAUCGUCAAUGUUGUCUCAAUUUUAGACUUCCCAUUAUCUUGUGAUCGUGAAAUCCUGAAAGGUAGAAAUCCAAAGGAUAUAAUCUAUGUGGUCACCAAAUCUGAUAUUUUCUAUGAAAAGAAGGUGCAAGCAGACAGGACUGGUGAACAAUAUGUGAAGGACACUUUGAGUGAAUAUAUGGAUGCGGAUCCUUCAAAGGUAUUUCUUGUAUCAUCACAGAAAGCCUGGAAUAACAAGAAACUUUAUACCGCAUUUACUAAGGGUGAUGUUUAUAUGGUGGGUCGAGCUAACGCAGGAAAAAGUAGACUGCUCAAAUCAUUACUUUCAAUAUCACAGGACCUGAAGCCAACUGCCAGUAUGCGCAAAAGUAAAGUUGAAACCAUCGGGGGUUUUUCUCCCAGUACUUACCACAUUCCUGGAUUCACUAGAGAAUUCCAGAAAUUUAAAAUGAGGAAUGGUGUCACGGUUUAUGAUACACCAGGGUUUUUUCCAGAACAUUUAGGGAUAUAUGGGCAUCUAACCGAAAAAACGAUUAGGGGUAAGACAGAAUAUCCUAACCUAACUGAACCUAAACGUCGAACUGUUACCUCGUUACAGAUUAAAAACAAAAAAAUCUUUGACGGAAAAAAUUUAUAUUCAUAUGCAGGACUUUUCUACUUACAGCCACCAGAGGGUGUUGUCUUCAAAAGACUAAUUGCUACAAACAAAAGGAAAUUGUAUGGAGAACACAAGUUUAGUAGUAUGGAAAGGGCAAAGGAACUAAAUGUACAAAGACCAAAAGAAUUUAAAGAAUUCUAUGCUACUACGCCGGAGGCGAUGGAAGAUAUGGAUAGGUAUGUUAUCCCACCUUUUUACGGUAAGAUUGAUAUUGUAAUACAGGACUUAGGUUUCAUAACAAUUGCACCAACCAGUUCUCCGAAAAAUACAAAAUCCUUAUUUCAAAUCUGGGUCCCUAAAGGUGUUCGUGUAAUUAUACGUGAAUCUAUUUUCCAAUUCAUAUACAAGGUGCAUGACUACAAAGAUGAGACUGGAAACACAUUGAAGAAGGAAAAUGUUGUCAAGAGAGGCAAACCUGUUCUUAGAAGCAUUUUCGAUACGGAAAAACUACAUUUCAGUGAGUUGUUCCCGGUUGAUACCAAAUUGAAAGAUGAGGAUGCUUUUUCUAUGGUAUGCCCAUCAGGUGAUGCCGUCCCUCCGCAAGAUAGAUUCAUGAACCAUACCAAGUACAAAAAUCAGUAUUGGAGGAGACUCCAACUUUAG